Dovyalis caffra is the source of this 768-nucleotide messenger RNA. Lineage: Eukaryota; Viridiplantae; Streptophyta; Magnoliopsida; Malpighiales; Salicaceae. The record is from the annotation of a GenBank genome assembly.
AUGGCGACAAGCAACAGAACGAACGGUGACAUCUUGAUGCUAGAAGCACCACCAGAGGCAUCUCGGCCCUGGUCCGCUUCUUCCAAUGCUGAAAUAAUCGAUGCACUGCCUUACAUCGACGACGAUUACGGAAACCCUUCUGUCAAAGCUGAAGUCGACCGUCUUGUCGAGGAAGAGAUGCGUAGAAGCUCCAAAAAACCCUCCGAUUUCUUAAAAGAAUUGCCUCCCGUCCCUAAGUUUACUUUCGAGAAUUAUCCGAUGCUUGCUAAAGAGUAUGAGAGAGUGAGAGCGGGGAGGCCGCCGGUUACGCUUGAUUUUUCUAGGUAUUCUCAUUUGGAUUUGCCGGCUGCGAAUAAAAUGAAUGAUGAGACUGCUUGGAAACAGGCUCUUCAACGUGCCCAACGCUUGCUGCAGCAUCAAGUGAUCAGGCUUGAAAAUUUGGAACUCAUGUCAAAAUAUGGUCCUGAUGUUUGGGUACAGCACAACCGACAAUUGGAAGCAAUGCUAACCAGAACACAAAAAUUAGCACGGGAACAGAAUGAAAAGAUUGAAGCUGUGAACCGUGAAAGGAAAUAUCAUCAGCAAAAUACUGCAUAUGAGCUGAAUGCUUUAUCCGCACAAUGGAAGGAGCUUUGCCUGAAAAAUAUAGAAAUCCAAGAGGCAUGUACCAAAAUUGAAAAGCAGAUAGAGGAACUUAAAAGAGAAGCUUCAGAGAGAGGAUGGAAUGUGGAAGCUAACAUGGAGAAUGGUUCCCUGUUGCAUUCAUAA